AUGUCCAAGAUUGUGAGAUUCUUUCUUGGAACAUCAUCAUUGGUGGCAGUCCUCUUCUUCUAUCUCGCUGGUUCUGGUAUUCCUAAAACCCUCUCGCCACAAGGAUGUCGCAUGUCAUGGAUGUCACCUUCGUAUGUGCUUCAGAAUCACUUCAACUCUAGUUGGAGUCCCCUAGCGCAUAGGUAUUCACUAUGGUUGUAUCGAGAGGUUGCAUGGGAUCCUAUUCAGUCAGAAGGAGUGAGGCAGGGCUCUUUGCCUGUGCUGUUUAUUCCAGGCAACGCCGGGUCUUCACGCCAAAUUCGAUCAAUUGCAUCGUCUGCUUCGAAGCAAUACUUCUCUGCCCCUCAUAUAAUUUCUCCAGUCUUUAUUACGCGCCCUUUGAAGCCGUUGGAUUUCUAUGCUGUGGAAUUCAAUGAAGACCUUUCCGCAUUCCAUGGAUCAACCCUUGAAUCCCAGGUAACAUAUACCAAGGCGGCCAUCAAAUACAUACUCUCUUUAUACCCCCCAAAAACCUCUGUCAUCGUUAUGGGACACUCUAUGGGAGGCAUUGUCGCUACCGCGCUACUGCCGUCAGAUGAAAUAUCCGCCGUAAUAACCAUGUCAACGCCCCAUACCCUACCGCCAGCUCGAUUUGACUCUCGUAUCGACGAUCUCUACCAAAUGUUACAGCGGACCCUUGAGGAGGAUCAUACUCCAAUAGUUUCUAUCUGUGGAGGUGCAGCAGACUUGAUGAUUCCGUCUGAAUCGUGCAUUUUACCAAUGGCUAGAAAGGAUAUAUUCAGAAGGACAGUCUUUUCUUCUGCUUUGGAAGGUGCAUGGACUGGCGUAGGGCAUCAAGCAAUGGUUUGGUGUCAUCAGGUCCGUUGGAGAGUCGCUCGAGCUGCUCUUGAACUUGGUGCAGCGAAAUCUCUAGAAGCGAGGGCAAUCGUACUUGAUACAUGGCUACGAAAUGGCCAUUCUCCUCCAACAAUUGCUAGAGUUGACGGCGAAUUCGAAGUCUUGCUGAAAGAUACGACAUCUCUUCCGAUAGGAAAGCAGCUGGUUUUAAAAAACCCGAAUACCAUGAAGACAUAUUUGUUGCCUGUUUCUGAAGAUUCUUUUUUUGCUCAAAAACUUACUCUGCUGGUAUCUCGUGGUACAAUAGCUCCAGUAUCACCUCAGAAGGCUGUAGCACUAACAGUCGACGUCUCCACUUGUUCUAAAUCAAUCACAUCUGUGCAAUGUGUGCCUCUUCAGCCAGAGACGUUAAAACUUAUACCCAAUCCUGUCCCAGGGGUAGAGUUUCCUGCAUCGGAGGGCGCAGAUGAAUCUGAAGGCGUCGUUCUAUUUGAGGCUUUCGUACCUCGAAGGAGUAAUCACCAUUGGAUUGGCAUUGAAGUCAAGAAUGCAGAUGGUCGAGGCUGGGUGAAUGCAGGUCUUGAUUCCAUCAAACCCAAUAUAAUUGAGGCAAAUACUUGGUCUUUGCUUACUAGAUCGAUAUCGAUAUCGAUACCUAAUCAUGAAGGAUUGAGUGUUUCAUACACGUUUCCCAAUAUAUUAUCGAAUGCCCUGGUUGUUUAUCGCAUCGUACCCAAGAGGAUUACAAUGCCUUCUUGUACCGAGGCAUUAAUGCCACCUUUACUAAUGCAUACUUCAGGAACAGAAGAAACUCACUACUUCUCAUUGGCACAAGUUCCCAAUAAACGGAUCUUGCUUCACACUCAUACGGCUGCACCUUUUAUUGAUAUAUCCCGACAUCCGCCUUCUGUGUUGAAUUUUACCAUUUAUUCCUCUGCGGAGCCUGACUGUAGGGACGAAUUUUCCUCAUUCAACCUCGACAUAGAUUGGUUUGCAACGAUGGGUCGAUGGGCUUCUCGGUAUUUGACGACUUUGGUAGCCUGGUCGGCUGGCGUCGCAACAAUUAUCAUUUUCCUGGCAUGGUCUCAGCAAGAGUCGGAUCCAAACGGGUUGAUUCCUGGUAUUGGAGAAAGCAUAUCCCUUUACACACGACUCUUAUUUCGCUUUCUUCUUCCGGGAUCUUUUUUUCUGGCUACUUUGCCACUUCCAGUGAUGCUCUACCUGGGCAACAAUGGGACAUUUUUCUUAACACUCUUAGCACCACUUCUCUUGUUUGUCGCAAGCGGAACUGUGUGUGUUAGUUGGUGGCUGUUAUGCGUACUUCUCGCCAUCACCGGCAAAGUUGGUGUUUUUGUGUUUGGGAGUCGACGCGAGAAUGUUGGUGUACCUGGAACCACGUUACUUUCUUUGGCGAUCAUCUGUGCCGCCAUCUUCCUUUUCAUUCCUUGGCAAGUUGCUUAUCUAGGUUGUUGGGUGCUGCAUCUCUACACUUGUGCUUCUUUAAUUCAACAGCAAGCGAAUUUGGAACAUCACACUGACGCAGUACCCCUCGUCGAUCGUUCUGGUAGACAGGAUGCCAUAGAGUAUCAAGGAGACCGGACGCUUGACCUGCGUCAGAAAAAAAAUAAUAACCUUAACCUCAACAUCCAUAUAUUACUACUUAUGACAUGGUUACUGCCAUUGACCGCUCCAGUGCUUGCUGUGUGGGUACGGACACUACUAUCUGCUGGCUAUACCACCCCCUUCGAUGGAGACCAUAAUUUUGUUGCUGUACUGCCGUUCCUUAUGUUUGCUGACUUUGCGUCACGGACACCCGGUCAAAUAUUCGAUAGAAGAAGUUUCGAACGACGUGUGUCAUUCCGCUGGUUGUUCGUUGCGCUGGCAGGAACAGCCUUCCUUUUUGGGUCUCGAAGGCCAUACUUAAUCCUUGACUGUGGCCGGAUUGUUGUUUGGAUUUUAGUAAUCUGUAAAAUUGGUCCGCGUUAUUGGGGAGGUUCACCAUGGAAGUUUGGAUAG
Psilocybe cubensis is the source of this 2853-nucleotide messenger RNA. RefSeq lists its product as uncharacterized. Gene Ontology annotation, biological process: GPI anchor metabolic process; endoplasmic reticulum to Golgi vesicle-mediated transport. NCBI's taxonomy places the organism in Eukaryota, Fungi, Basidiomycota, Agaricomycetes, Agaricales, Agrocybaceae. The transcript has 8 exons. The coding region runs from base 1 to 2853 and encodes 950 amino acids. Gene Ontology annotation, molecular function: phosphatidylinositol deacylase activity. Gene Ontology annotation, cellular component: endoplasmic reticulum. The record is from RefSeq and is a predicted model, not a curated record.